Rhizophagus irregularis DAOM 181602=DAOM 197198 is the source of this 1392-nucleotide messenger RNA. RefSeq lists its product as uncharacterized. Gene Ontology annotation, biological process: protein monoubiquitination; DNA damage tolerance. Gene Ontology annotation, molecular function: ubiquitin protein ligase activity; single-stranded DNA binding. NCBI's taxonomy places the organism in Eukaryota, Fungi, Glomeromycota, Glomeromycetes, Glomerales, Glomeraceae. Gene Ontology annotation, cellular component: Rad6-Rad18 complex; nucleus. The record is from RefSeq and is a predicted model, not a curated record.
UUUUCGAGUGUAUUAACUAAUAACUUUACAAAUUUACGUUUAUUCUCCUAUUAUACUAUAUUUUCUUCAAAACUCAACUAUCAACACUAGCCAACAUGUUUAGUUCCGCUUCUGCGACACCAUCUAAUUUAUCACUUGACUUACCUUCUUAUAUGAAUAGUUCAACUUCAAUUGACUCUAUGGAAGUUGAUCCUUUUUCAGAAGAACUCCAUCUUACAAAAUCCCGUCCUACUUCACUUCAACGUAAUACGCGACAAGUUGAUUCCGAUUCUGACGAUUUGAAUGGAUUAGCAGAACUAGAAUUAGAGCUAAAAUGCUUUGUUUGUAAGGACUUUUAUAAUGUCCCCAUGUCGUCAAAAUGUCAACAUACGUUUUGUGCUGGGUGUAUAAAGUUUGAUUACAAUAACAAAACAACUGCGUUAUGUUGUCCUAUUUGUGAAAAUUCUUUUACAACAUUUACACAACUUUAUAAGAAUACUGUGAUAGAAGAGCUUAUUAAAGAAUACAAAACUAAUAGGGGAUUAAUUAUGAAUUUAUACACUCUUGGUAAACAAGCUAAAAGAAGAAUAAGUGGUGGCGAAGGGAAAGCACCAGAUUCUUUCAAGUCAAUUCCAGAUUGUAAUUCCGAUUUUUUAUCGGUUGAAGAAAAAACUAUAUCAAAACGUAUAUUGGAAAAAUCGUUUAAUAUAAAUGAUAGCGAUAAUAACGAGCAAAAGAGGCGACGAAUAAAUGAUAAUGAAAAUAAGAACUCAAUCAAGCUAUUUAAAAAGCCAAAAAUGGCGUAUUCCGUAUUGAAUGAUAGAAAAUUGAAGAAUCUAUUAAAGGAUGAGGGUUUGUUAACCCACGGAACUAAAAAUGAAAUGAUAGCUCGUCAUUCUUAUUUCAUAAAUCUUUAUAAUGCAAACGUCGAUGCGACAAACCCAAAAAGUAAAGGAGACUUAUUAAGAGAAGUGAAAAAAUGGGAAAAAGCUCAGCAGAGCAACGAAGCAAAAAAUGCUAAUUUAAUUAAGAAGUCAUUAACCAAUCCGGAAGAAAUCAAUUUUUAUGCUCAUAAAUAUAGAGAACAUUAUGCAGAAUUGAUCCAACAAGCCAGAAACAACAAGAAGCGGAAGGAAAUGUUUCGCUAAGAUUUGAAACCCAAUUGUCUAGCUUUACUUCACUUCGGUUAGCACAAUUAAAUUUAAUAUUGUAUAAUUAUAUACUGAUGCCAAUAAAUCAAAUCCUUAUAAUAAUAAUUUUAAGUUUACAAAAUAGAUAGAUUUUCUAAUUAAAUUAUUAAAUUUAAUAAUAAUUAUUUCAGCCUGUAUUUAAAAAUAAAUUUUCUUGUUCCCAUCUCCUCGAACCUACCCGUCUUCCCGAAAUUUACAAAAAAGUAUAAAACAUUAAUAAAAU